AUGAUAAUCGAGAGACGAAUAGAUCUAUUACAGAAAGAAAACCAGGAAUUGAAAAAGACCCUAGAAAAUAUCGGUCUGGAGAACAAGCAGUUGAAAGACUACAUCGAUUUGGUGAAGAAACGAUGCGUCUCAUGUGAUUCUCUAGACACCAGUGAAGAUGACAUUACGGAAGAAAAAGUAGAAAUGUCUUUUAUACAAGAUAUGGGAAAGUUUGAGACAGACAGUGACAGCGAAAUGAUAAACAGGAGAGAUAAGGAACCAGUGGCAAGAAUAAUCUCUCCUACCGCAUCAACACCAGUUUCUGCAGUUGCCUUCUACAGUUACAUGUCUAGCAAUAGUGUCGAGUCUCUUCCCACUCAUCAUACUCUAAUUUACAACGUCGUACACAACAACCGCGGGAAUGGCUACAGCAAAGUGGAUGGAAUCUUCACCGCUCCUGUAUCAGGGACAUAUGCCUUUCAUUUCUCGUUAUGCAUUGAAGAUAAUAAUGCUUGGGUCAGUCUUGAGGUUGUUGCAAAUGGAAAAGCAAUCGGUGCUGUAUAUGCAUAUGGUUCACCAAGUGGAUGGCAUGAAGGAAGCAAUCUAGUGAUAACCGAUGUGAAUGCCGGUGACCACGUGUUCGUCCGAACACAUGAAGCAGUUCACGGUGGAAUCUAUAGUAGCACCAGAGGACGAACGUCUUUUUCCGGGUGGCUUCUCUACCAAUGAAUGUGUAAUCAUACCAGUACUAAAAUUUAAUGAAAACAUUGAUA
Molecule: messenger RNA, 752 nt
Organism: Ostrea edulis (European flat oyster)
Lineage: Eukaryota; Metazoa; Mollusca; Bivalvia; Ostreida; Ostreidae
Exons: 2
Coding region: 1-708 (235 amino acids)
Molecular function (GO): protein binding
Source: RefSeq, a predicted model, not a curated record